UUGUGAAUCUCCAGCUCUGUGUCCCUCACAGGGAGAAGAUGAUCUGCAGGAUCCUGCUGCUCAUCAUCCUCACAUCACAUGUCUGUGCAGCAACAAUUGUAGUGAAUGUGACACAGAGCUCCUAUCAGACAGAGGAGAACCACAACAUCACCCUGGAGUGGACCUUCACCCCCAAACCUGGAACCUCCUCCAGACCUCCUGACAUCUACUGUGAACUCAGAACUUAUCUCAGACCCUUAGUCCUGUUUCAUGUGGUGAACGGAGUUGAGAUGACCUUUUAUCACGAUGAACAGUUUUCAGGACGAGUCCAGAGCGACAGAGAUGCUCUGAGAGAGGGACGACUAAGACUCCACAUGUCCAGACUCAGGACUGAGGACUCAGGACAGUACUGGUGUAGACUGGACACAGAGUCUGGAUGGGGGUCUGCCAGCUGUGAAGUACUCGUCUCUGCAGCUGCUGAUCUUCCACCUCAGACACCAACGAUGGUCCCAGAACAAGAACCUCAGGAGAAGACGAGUUUCUACGUUGGAAUGGGAGUAGUUACAUCAGCUAUUGUGGUUAUUUGUUUUAUAGGUUUAAUUAAGAAAAGGAGGAAAAAAGUGACGUUCUUCGUCUCAGACGAAGGAGAAGUUUCUCUUGAAUCAUGAGAAGUUUAUGAUUGGAGUCUCAAACCGACUGCAGGACUUUCUUCCUCCAUCUGAUCACUUGGACGGCCUGUACCAGGAACCUUCUUUACUGUUGAUGUUUUAAUGAAAUGUACAUUUUACUUAUUUAUUGUUGGUGUUGAUGAAAUGCAAUGUCAGUGAAGACAAACCUCCUU
Messenger RNA from Cololabis saira (Pacific saury), 820 nucleotides. Its product is annotated as butyrophilin-like protein 2. The record is from RefSeq and is a predicted model, not a curated record. NCBI's taxonomy places the organism in Eukaryota, Metazoa, Chordata, Actinopteri, Beloniformes, Belonidae. Gene Ontology annotation, biological process: negative regulation of T cell proliferation; T cell costimulation; cellular response to lipopolysaccharide. The transcript has 3 exons. Gene Ontology annotation, cellular component: external side of plasma membrane. Bases 39 to 647 code for a protein of 202 amino acids.